CGGAAACACUGAAGGGCACGGGAGUCCAGGCCGCUCUUCCGACCUGGAGGGCACGUUCCUAAGCAGCUCUCUUUGGUCCGCUCAGGCGGAGCUUCCCCGAGCACAGCCGAGUUUGACUGUGUGUCGGUCUCUCUUCUGAAUUUCAAUAAAGUUUUCCUCUUCCUCAAGAUGGCGGCCUCCUGGUCGCCCUUGGUUACCCUGCACUCCGUAGCGCGGAGCCGGCUGAGCGGGAGAUGUGUUGGGUGCGGGGCCUGGGCCGCCGCUCUUGUUCCUCCCGCCACCGCCUCAGGGAAGCCCCUUUGUAAAGCGUAUAUGGUACAGCCGCCUGAGAGUGUGACCCCAACUGCUGCUGCUUCCAAGGCCUAUUUGAAAGCUUUGGCUGUUUGUCAUGGACCUCUGGAUCACUAUGAUUUUCUGAUCAAAGCUCAUGAGCUAAAGGAUGAUGAACAUCAAAGAAGAGUGAUACAGUGUUUGCAGAAAUUACAUGAGGACCUUAGAGGAUACAGCAUAGAGGCAGAAGGUCUUUUUUCAAAGCUUUUUACAAGGAGCAAACCUCCAAAGGGCCUGUAUGUUUAUGGAGAUGUUGGUACAGGAAAAACAAUGGUGAUGGACAUAUUUUAUGCUUAUGUGGAAAUGAAGAGGAAAAAACGGGUCCAUUUUCAUGGUUUCAUGUUAGAUGUGCACAAAAGAAUACACCGCCUUAAACAGAAUUUGCCAAAAAGGAAACCAGGAUUCAUGACUAAAUCGUAUGACCCAAUCGCUCCCAUAGCUGAAGAAAUCAGUCAUGAAGCCUGUCUCUUGUGCUUUGAUGAAUUUCAGGUCACUGACAUUGCUGAUGCCAUGAUUUUGAAACAGCUUUUUGAAAAUCUGUUCAAAAAUGGGGUCGUCGUUGUGGCAACAUCUAACAGACCACCGGAAGACCUCUAUAAAAAUGGACUCCAAAGGGCUAACUUUGUACCAUUCAUAGCUGUCCUGAAGGAAUACUGUAAUACAGUUCAGCUAGAUUCUGGGAUAGAUUACCGGAAAAGGGAACUCCCAGCUGCAGGAAAACUCUACUACCUCACAAGUGAAGCUGAUGUGGAGGCUGUCAUGGAUAAGUUGUUUGAUGAGCUGGCUCAGAAACAAAAUGAUUUAACUAGACCAAGGAUUCUAAAAGUGCAAGGCAGAGAGCUGCGGCUGAAUAAAGCCUGUGGAACCGUUGCCGACUGCACAUUUGAAGAGCUGUGUGAGAGACCACUUGGAGCCAGUGACUAUUUGGAACUAUCUAGGAAUUUUGACACAGUAUUUUUACGAAACAUUCCACAAUUUUCGCUGGCAAAGAGGACUCAAGCUCGAAGAUUCAUAACUCUCAUCGAUAACUUUUAUGAUUUCAAGGUGCGCAUAAUUUGCUCCGCAAUGACUCCUAUAUCAAGCUUAUUUUUGCAUCAACAUCAUGACAGUGAGUUGGAGCAAAGCAGAAUACUGAUGGAUGAUUUGGGACUGAGCCAGGACUCGGCAGGACUCUCCAUGUUUACUGGAGAAGAGGAAAUCUUUGCAUUUCAGCGCACAAUUUCCCGACUCACAGAAAUGCAGACUGAACAGUACUGGAAUGAAGGGGACAGAAGCAAGAAGUAACUGUCACUUUCACAUGAAUAAAAYGAGACAAAUGGUUAAUGCAGAGAGAACUCUGUAUUGUGAGACUUGAAGGAAUCAUUUUCUCAUCAUUAAUUAUGCACUUUGUCCUCUGGACCAUUUUAAUCUAAAAUUACUGUCAAAGAUUUAGUGGAUUAGUAAGUUAAAGACUUACCAUUUUCAUAGAUGUACUUUUUGCCUAUUUAUGUGGCCUUAUUUCUGCACCACAAAAUUAAAAUCAUCACUCCUGAAGAUUACUGUAAAAGCAGACAUUUUAGCUUCACAUUGAAUACUUGAAUGAACCUUGAAUGCAUAAAUAUACAGUAAAUGCAAAUUGUCUGGAUAGCACCAAGCUUUUGUGGCAUGGUGAUCUCACCUUAUGAAAACAUCUUUUAUAAGAGGGUAAAGUAAAAAAUAAACCAUUUCAAUUCAAAACAAAUAAAUCCUUCUGAUCUUAUUAUAAAUUGAAGGGAAUAACGUUUUAGAAUAUGGGCUAUGUGUGUGAUUCUUCAUAGGUUUUUGUCUUUGAAUUAUUAUCAACCCCCUAGGCCUUCAGGUUUCCUUAAUGUCAGAACAAGUGUGACUUUUAACCUGGGGUUAAGGUUGGCAGGCAGGGCCUUGUCUCAUGGUGACACAGAGUU
Molecule: messenger RNA, 2252 nt
Organism: Urocitellus parryii (Arctic ground squirrel)
Lineage: Eukaryota; Metazoa; Chordata; Mammalia; Rodentia; Sciuridae
Gene: Afg1l
Product: AFG1 like ATPase
Cellular component (GO): mitochondrion; cytoplasm
Molecular function (GO): ATP hydrolysis activity; ATP binding
Source: RefSeq, a predicted model, not a curated record